Messenger RNA from Dentiscutata erythropus, 312 nucleotides. Lineage: Eukaryota; Fungi; Glomeromycota; Glomeromycetes; Diversisporales; Gigasporaceae. The record is from the annotation of a GenBank genome assembly.
AUGGCUCUUACGGACGAAAUAAAUGAUUUCGUUACUUAUAUUCAAGAUCCAAUAGUUUUUCCAGGAAUAUUACAAUUUAAUGUAAAUGCGCAUAUUCAAACUUUACACCGCACAAACACGAAAAAUCGCAUUACUGCUUAUAAUUUAUUUAGAAAGAGAAUAUUUGAAGAAGCCUCUUUAAUAAAUGUAACUGAUUUCAAGGUUAUUGGAUUUUCCACAAACAUAAUAUGGAGACGUUUGACAACCGCCGAGAGAACUAUAUUUCAUAAUUAUGCGAGACAAAUUCUUUCUAUUAUCGAUAUUAGAAAUUAA